AUGGCCACAUCAACAAUUACUGAGGACGAAACAUCUGUUAGUCCACCAACAGCAUCUAUGUUUGCUGCACCUGAUCCCGAUGUAAAUCAAUCAACGUUCGAACGAAAUGAAACAAUUGAGCCUAUUAUAUCGUUUGGUUUAAUAACAGAUAUUCACUAUGCUGAUCAUGAUGAUCGAUGGAAUCAUGUUCAAACACAUUUACGACGCUAUAGAAACUCUGCUAAUCUAGUCGAUGAAGCAUGUCAUUAUUGGUUAAAUGGAAAAUAUCCAAUAUCAUUUGUGCUUCAACUGGGCGAUCUGAUCGAUGGAGUUUGUCAUACAAAUAAAACAUCAGGCAACGAUUUAAAUGUCAUACUAGAACAAUUUAAAAAGACAUUGAAUUCUCUACCUAUUUAUCAUAUAUGGGGUAAUCAUGAAUUAUAUAAUUUUACACGGCAAGAGCUAUUAAAUGGACCAUUAUGUUCGUUUGAUACAAAAACUAGUUCGCUAGCACAUUAUGGAACAUUUGAAGUAUGCCCUAAUUUGAGAAUUAUUGCACUUGAUACCUAUGAAUUCAGUGCAUUAGGUGUAGGUAAUGACAGUGAAGUCUAUGGUAAAUCAAUGGAAUUAUUGAGAAAGCACAAUCAAAAUGAAAGUCCCAAUGAUCCUACAGGUUUACGAGGACAUCAACGAAGAUACGUACAAUUCAAUGGUGGAAUUACAUCAAAACAGAUGGAUUGGUUGAAAGAACAAUUAACUGAAGCGAAAAAUCGUGAUGAAAAAGUUAUUGUUAUUGGUCAUAUUCCAAUUCAUCCGAGUGCAUGUGAUCAUCUUGAUCUAUUAUGGAAUUAUAAGGAAGUAUUAGAUCUUUUAUGGAUAUUUGAUCGUACUGUUCUCGCCUAUAUUGCUGGCCAUGAUCAUGAUGGUGGCUAUUUUCGUGAUCGAAAAAAUAUUCAUCAUUUAACAUUACCUGCGAUAGUCGAAUGUGAUCCAAACACAAAUUCUUUUGCAACCGUACAUGUCUAUAAAGAUUGUCUACUAAUCGAAGGUGUUGGUCGUGUCGCUACCUAUAAAAUUGAUUGUCAAUUGUAA
Messenger RNA from Rotaria socialis, 1071 nucleotides. The record is from the annotation of a GenBank genome assembly. Lineage: Eukaryota; Metazoa; Rotifera; Eurotatoria; Philodinida; Philodinidae.